Sinocyclocheilus rhinocerous is the source of this 2885-nucleotide messenger RNA. RefSeq names its product L3MBTL histone methyl-lysine binding protein 2 (gene l3mbtl2). The transcript has 17 exons. NCBI's taxonomy places the organism in Eukaryota, Metazoa, Chordata, Actinopteri, Cypriniformes, Cyprinidae. Gene Ontology annotation, cellular component: nucleus. Bases 301 to 2718 code for a protein of 805 amino acids. The record is from RefSeq and is a predicted model, not a curated record. Gene Ontology annotation, molecular function: zinc ion binding; chromatin binding. Gene Ontology annotation, biological process: negative regulation of DNA-templated transcription.
UUGUGGAGUUCUGUUUUACACACAACAAUAUGCAUAUUUUUGCUUUGAGUUUUGCUCAGUGGUUACCAUUUAUAGGGAGCUCUUAGAUGCUCUUCAAAACUUUGUUUAUAUGCGUGCACCAUUGAAUGAUUGCUAGUAACAGUAAAGUAAUGUGGUUUAAUGUGAUCUGGUGGAACUAUUUAAAUGUUUUAAUGCUUCUUGAAUGUAAUUCCCAGACAACAUUUGGAGCCAGCUGCAAACUAUAUUCCUGAAGACGCUGUGGACCUUUAUUUGAUCCCACAUCAAUAUUAAAAAUUACAAAUGCCUAACCGAUGUGUUGCUUAUGGCUGUGGGAAGUUCAGCGGGCAAAAUGUCGCAAUGUUCAGAUUUCCCAAAGACCCCGAGGAGUUCCGCAAAUGGGAGAAGCAGGUCAAGAAGACCCGAAAGAAAUGGGUCGCCAAGACGUACUCCCAUCUGUGCUCUGAGCACUUCAGCAAGGACUGCUUUGAUCCGAAAUCUUAUGCCGCUGCAAAGACGAUGGGAUUCAAAGGGCUGAAACUAAAGGAUGGCGCUGUCCCGACGAUUUUCAUCCGACCACCGUGCAGUAACUGCGGAGGAAGCGGUGUCUCCUGUUCCUUUUGUACGAAGAGGAGACGCAGAGCGACCACUGAACCUCAGCAGCUCGCAUCAGAUGAACAGGAAUGGACAUUUAUGAAUGAUGGAGAAGAAGGAAUAUUUGAUGGAGAACACCACAAUCAGCAGAAUUCCAGUGAUGAUGAUGUUAAUAAUUCUGUGACACUUUCUUCCUGUGCAGAAAGUGAUGGAAUGGUUACAUGUGAAAUGUGUGGAACCAAAGGCACCACGGAAACCUUCUUCUCCAGGUCCAAGCGCUUCUGUAGUGUGUCAUGCUCGCGUUCAUACUCAUCCAACUCAAAGAAAUCCUCAAUUAUUGCACGACUGCAGGGAAGGCCACCCACUAGGAAGUCAUCACACAAACUGUCUCUGAAAUCACAGACUGAGGCUUCACACUCAAAAGUGAAUGAGCAGCAUCAGGAGAGCAGAGCAUUUGGACAAGAUGCUACUUUGGCUGGAUUUGACUGGGGUAAUUACCUUGAGAAAAGUGGCCUCCUCGCUGCUCCAGUAUCCUGCUUCAGACAUGUACCACUCUGCGCUCAAUGGGACGACAUCUAUGUGAGGUUAAAAGUGGAGGUUCUCAACACUCACACAGCCUUGCCAAGUAAGGUGUACUGGAUCGCCACUGUUGUGCAGCUGGCAGGCUAUAUGGCUCUUCUGCGUUAUGAGGGUUUUGAGGAUGAUGACAGCCAUGACCUGUGGUGUAAUUUAGGCACGGCUGAUGUUCAUCCUAUAGGCUGGUGUGCAGUGAACAGCAAGCUCCUGGUGCCCCCUCAAGAGGUCCACCAGCAUAUUAAAGACUGGAAAUCCUACCUUAUGGAGAGACUGGUUGGAGCGCACGCUCUUCCUGUUGACUUUCAUGUCAAGAUGGCAGACAGUUUGAGGUGUCCGUUCAGGCAGGGGGUUCGGGUGGAGGUGGUCGAUCGCUCGCAGGUGAGCCGUACUCGUUUGGCAGUGGUGGAUACUGUCGUAGGAGGCCGACUCAGACUGCUGUAUGAGGAUGGGGGCCUGGGACCCUCGGGUGAAGUGCUCUCAGAUUUCUGGUGUCACAUGCAGAGUCCUCUAUUACACCCUGUAGGCUGGUCUGAAAGAGUGGGCCACUCAAUCAAAGAAACAGAUACAAGUGUCAACAUGAGUAGCCAUCCAGCAUUUCGCAAAGUCCUUCAAAACAGUGUGCCAGAUCAGUUCAAGAAGUUGAGGACAGUUUACAUGGGAGAUACGUUUUUUGAGGAAGGCAUGAAACUUGAAGCAAUUGAUCCUCUGAACCUUGGGAACAUCUGCGUCGCAUCAGUCCGUAAGGUGUUGCUGGAAGGAUACAUCAUGGUAGGCAUCGACGGUGUCGAGAUCGGUGAUGGCUCGGACUGGUUUUGUUAUCAUGCCAGCUCGCAUGCCAUUUUACCUGUUGGAUACUGCGAGAACAACAACAUACCUCUUACCCUACCUCCUGGUUAUGAUCAUGCCACAUUCAUAUGGACGAAAUAUUUAGAAGAAACAGGAACUGUAGCUGCUCCACGAAGACUUUUCAACACAGAUGAUGUAGGCCAUGGCUUUACCUCAGGUAUGAAGCUAGAGGCAGUGGACCUCAUGGAGCCGCGGUUGGUGUGUGUGGCCACUGUUAGGCGCUGCGUAGGCCGGCUUCUCCUUCUUCACUUUGAUGGCUGGGAGCCUGAGUUUGAUCAGUGGGUAGACUGUCAGUCUCCUGAAAUUUAUCCUGUGGGUUGGUGUGAAAUCACUGGCUACCAGCUGCAGCCACCCAUCGGCCCAGAACCACCUCAGGGUCAAGAACGCUCACACAUAAGCAAAAAGGCAAAACCUUUUAUGGGAAAAAGGAAGCGCAGAUUUAUAAAGAAAAACAUGAGUAAAUGCACAUCUAAAAUCCAGCCCGCACAGCCCACUGAGAAUCCAGAGAAGAAUCAAUCACAAGAGGCAUCAAACCCUUCUGUCACUCCACUUACCUCACAAAUAAAGACUGAACCUGAGGAAGAAAUUAUUUCAGUAAAAGUGAAGGUGGAGGAAAUGGAAACCCCCUUAUUAUCCAGUGCACAAACCAAAGAAAGGGACAACCCAGAACCCUUCACAACCUUCAAACAGGAGGACUCCGUUUAACCCUACUCUGCUAAUAUAAAAAAAUAUAUAUAGGCAAAUGUGUGAACCAGAUUGUCUAUUUUGUGGAUUUUAGUAUUAAACACAGGUAGUCUGUUUAUUAACCAUUAAUUUUUGUUCUGAAAUAACACUGGUAGUUAUUUAACUCAACCAAGCUGUUAAGUGAUUAU